Messenger RNA from Cololabis saira (Pacific saury), 3358 nucleotides. It is a transcript of the gene cdc42ep4a, whose product is annotated as CDC42 effector protein (Rho GTPase binding) 4a. Bases 368 to 1420 code for a protein of 350 amino acids. The record is from RefSeq and is a predicted model, not a curated record. The transcript is spliced from 2 exons. NCBI's taxonomy places the organism in Eukaryota, Metazoa, Chordata, Actinopteri, Beloniformes, Belonidae.
CAUUGUAGUGAUUUCUGUCGCCUCAGAGCAGAAGCACCGUGUGUGGGGAUGCGCUGACAGCUACUGUAUUAUUUCCGUCACAAAAAACAAGUCAGAACCGACCGUGGCGACGUUGUUGAUCCGCGUGCAGCGAGCAGAUCCGUGCGCUCUUUGCAUCCUGUUCCGUUUGAUGAGCGCAGCCCCCGUUAUCAACCUGCGGGGGGCCCGAGUGAGGCAGCAGCCGGCUUUUAUGAAUGGGAUGCUUGGUUUCCAAGCUGACUGGAGGUGAGGAGAAUUAGAAUUUUUCAACCGGAUUCUGGCAGAGUGCGUGCUUUCUCUGUGGCCAAAACCCCUCCAACGUGUAAAAUACAACGCCCAGGCCGCCACAAUGCCCAUCUUAAAACAGCUGGUGUCGUCCUCCCAGACGAAGCGCCGCUCCCGAUUGGACCUGACGAGGGAGAUGAUCAGCGCUCCCCUAGGUGACUUCCGCCACACCAUGCACGUGGGCCGCAGCGGAGACGCGUUUGGGGACACGUCAUUUCUCAGCACGCGCUCAGGAGAGCCUUCCCCGGAGACCACAUCAUUCCCACGCUCUCCGCGGCCCGGCCUCCUGUCUCGCACCUUCAGGAGCAGCAAGCGCUCCCAGUCGGUGACCAGAGUGGACCAGCAGAGGGACAACAGCCCCGUGGCCCCGGGGGGCUCGCCCAAAUUUGUUAAGAACGCCAUGUCUCUGCCUUUUCUCAACAAUGAAGACCGAGGGGACGGCAUGGUGGCAAAGAGUUUAUCUUCAAGUCCCUUUAAGCAGUUUGAGGAGCUGGACGGAGGAGCGUCUGCCGCCAUGCACUUCCUCGAGUUGCAGGAAAAAAACUUUGGAGAACUGACGGAGCUGCCGGAUAACGGCGUUCGCUGCGGAGGCGGAAUGAAACACGCCGAGUCCGUCAUGUCGUUUCACGUCGACCUGGGACCGUCCAUGUUGAACGACAUCCUAGGGGUGAUGGAAAAGGAGGAUGACGACCUCGGCUACGAGGAGGGCAAGAGCAGCGAGGGCCGUGCGUCGCCGCCCAUCAGCACCCACGAUGAGAAGGAGGAUGGCGAGGAGACGGGAAAACAGGACGGUGGGGAUGAGGAGAUGCAGAUGGACAAAGAUGCGGCGGAGCUGCAGCAGCAGACCUCCACGCAUCCAGCCGGCUCCAUCGAUCUGAGGUCGGACGAUGGGGGGCCGUACACCCCCGAGUACACUCCCGAGAUCCGACCCAAGCACCUGCAGCACCUAGACAGCUGCUCCAUGUCGAGCUCGGGCUCCGCUGCGCUGGACGAGAAACCCAACAGCCAGAACUACGCAGGAGACACGGACAGCGCCACGUUCAGUGCACCGCCAGAGGAGGAGAGCAACUUCUCCUCUUUUUUGGAAGAUGACGAUGACGAAGAGAUCCAUGUAUGAAAGGUCCAGAGUUGCCUGGAAAAAGAAAUGUUAAUAACCAUGCUGCGAAAGUGAUUUAUGCAAAGUUGGCAAGUCCUUUUGACUGUGUGGAUUUUUACUUGAACGGGAAGUAAUCAGGUACUUUGGAAGUGGGAGUGGAGGAAAUGGAGUACAUUUAUUUGGUCAGGUGACCACUCCCUCUAGAUGUUCCCGAUGCCAUCCACCCGAGCGCCUUACCCUCAACUUUGUCGGCCUUCUCUCCCUUUUGAACACUAAUGUAACUAACGUGGAUGAAAAUACACUUCCUGAUUCUGGAACAUUCCUGAAAGAGCAGAGGGUGCUGGUUGAGAAGGAACUUUGGUCGGAAAAAACACUUUCCAAAGCUAAACCCCAGUCCAGCCUGUCUCUUCUUGCUCCAAACUUCACGUGUCACGUGUGCUGUUUUCAUGUGCUUUGCCUCCUUUUCUUUUCUCCUCUCUCUCUCUCUCUCUCUCUCUGUCUGGCUGUGGGGCAGCAUGCGGCCCGAACCGAACAGAACGCCUCUGUCACAGCAGGAUCACUGGUGGGUAACUUGUCACAAUAGAGGGAGCUGUGUUUGUCACUGGAGUGCGAGGCGCCGCAUCACGCCUCUUUCAUCAGAAAAUAUUAUCGCAGUGCCACAGAUCUAUCAGACUUUUCUCCCUUAUGUAACUCAGGGUCCCUGUGACGCCGCUCGGAGGCUGCCAUCUCCCGCUUUAGAGCAGGGCGACAAAAACCCAAACCAAAAUUUUCUUCUGUUAAUAAUUCAGUGACUGCCACACAAGCUUAGACUCAGUGGUUUAGGGAGAAGCAGCGCUGUAAAGCUAAUGAAGAUUCAUUGCGUUAACUGUAAAGAAUGCUGUUGCUACAGGAAACCAGGCUUGUAUGCGGCUCAUUAUUACUUUCUUUUAAAUCUCUUUGGUAAUGAUUUUUUUUUUUUUUUUUUAAUGCAUCCCUUCAACUCUGACUUCCUCCUGCUCAUCCGUCACUCGGAGUUGAAACUGAAAUAUGUUUGACAACCACUUCCUUCCUUCCUUUUUUUUUCUUUCUCUUUCUUUUAAAUACAGCCGAGCAACUGCAGUGGUGCAACUGAACCGUAAAAAAAUGAUACUCAUUAGUCGAGAUGUAAAAGCGGUUAAAAGCACCACUCAUGAGUGGUGCUUUAAGGUAUGUAUAGUUGAAAAUAAAGUGCACCAGCAGGGAUGGGGAAAUCAGACACACUAGUAUUUGUUGUUUAAUACCUUUUUUCCCUUUUCUUUUUUUUUUUUUUUUUAAAUCUGCCACAUUUGUGUCACUUCUGUUUGAAGAGUGGAUGAAAAAGAAGACAUAGCCAGCAAUAGAUGCAAGAGCACUGAAGAAGGGGAAAAAAAAGAUUGCUGUUUUUGUCGCAAGUUGCAAGUCAUUGCAGCUCGACUCUGCCUCUUGCAUCAUUAAAGGCACGAGGCUUAGGCGUAGUUGCGCUGAUUGAUUUCACUGCCUUAACUGAGACUGACAGAUGUGCCAAAUCACAAUUUUCCAUCCAAAAAUAAUUUCAUUUGGGGGAAAGAAAGGAAAGAAAAAAAAACUACUUUUUUUUUCUGGGAGAGCCUGUCAAAUGUGUUUUCUUUUACGCCACUGUGUAGCGAAUUGUUGAUGAAUACACGUUGAGAUUUGCAGGUUAAAAGGAUACAAAUAAAACUGUGCUCUAAGGUGUAAUAUCCUGUAGGAAAAAGAGGUAAUUAAACUGUUUCCAUUACUGGACAUGUAACACUGACACACUACAGAAAAAAAAAAAAAAAAAAAAAAAGUAUUCAGGUAAUUUCUAAUGGUUUAUUUUGUGCGAAUGGGAAGUCGUGCUCUCUGUAGUAUUUGCUAUGCCUUACUGUCGUCCUCUUUGUUUAAUUCCAGCCUUUACUUCUGUAUUAUUCAAAAUAACCUAUAUUUUUCAAUAAAAGAUAACUG